GAUCUUUGGGAUCACUAAGCGUAAGAUCGCAUUUCACAUAUGUAUUUCUAUAUUGCUCAUGAACGAUAAUAGAUUAGACCUAUGUAUAUGCAAAGUUAACAACUUAAUGUUUUAAAAUGGUAAAAAUUAAAGAAAAAUAAAUAGAAAUUUCAAUCUUAUUAUCAUAAAAUUAGAUUAUGAAAGCGGAGGUGUUUUACAUUUUUGUUGGAAAGAUCGCCAAAAAUCCAUCUAUCAAUAAAAAUGGAUGAUAAUUAAUUCUUCUCUAUUAAAAUUUUUAUAAUUAAAAUUUAGCACAUGUUUUAAAAUAUUAAAUUUUCUAACUACUCUAUAUUUUUUUGUUUAUUACAUUAUAAUCUAAUCAUAUGGUAAUCGAUUAAAUUUAACUACCUCCAAUUAUUAUCAAAACUCUUCGAGCGACAACUCCAGGACAAAUCUCUCUCCGCAACAUACGGAUCAACGAUAAUAAGUUCAUACACAUAUAUUUAUGACGGAAAGACUCUCCGGAACACUAAGGACCACGACAAAUGGUUUUACUUGUGGUACUAUGUAUGGAACCUUUUAUAAGUUUUAAAUAUAUAAAUCUGCAAAAAACUGUUAUUAUUUAUAAACACAUAUUAUUUAUCAUCUCAUCCAAAAAUAUAAACCAUCAACAAAUACAUCUCUGAUUGAUCUGAAUGAAAAUCCUGUAAUUUUUCCUUUGACUGGAUUCGAAACCUCAAACCUAGUAUAGAAGUCUUUAAACCUGGUCAUUAGGCCAACGAAAUUUUAUAAUCCCUAUUUAAAGUAGUUUUUCUUCUUUAGCUAUUUAUUCCUGCAUAAACUAAAGACUAUUUCUUAACCAAAAUUUCCUUUUAAAAGUAUAUUUUGUAAUGAAUGAGCAUAUCCUUGUUGAUUAUAAAUUUUGAACUUUUACUUUUAAUAAAACUAAACCUAUUAGCUAUAUGUAUUAAUAUAUUUAUAUAUAUUAUUUUUAUUCUUAUUGUCGAUGUAUUUAAUUUGUCAAAGUCUCCUAUUAAAUUGAUUCAGUGAUUAUGCUAACUAUAACUUAUUAAUUUAUCAUUUUAAAUUUUUAUUUCAGUUUAAACGAAAUAUAUUGAUAUUGAUUAUUAAUAUGUUUAAUUUAUAUUUUUAGUAAAAAAAUUACAUUAAAUAUAUAAAUUUUAACUAUAUACUUUGUAUUUGUUUUUUUAUAGAAUAUUAUUAUUAAUUCUAUUAUAUUCUAUAAGCAAACCCUUUUUCUUAUGUUUGUUUAUAUAUUGGUUAUGUUUUUCGCUUGUUGUUUUUGUAUAUUUUUGCCAACGUUUUGUUCUCAAAAAGUUGAAUUAUAAACAUAUAAAAUUUGAAUUAUCACCGAACAUAUAUACUGUAAAGCUUUAUUCAUUGUUCUAGAAGAUGUAUAAUAUAAUUACACUGAAUACGUCAAAAAAAGAAAAUUAUACUGAAUUUAUAGAAUUAUUGUGUAUACAUGGAUCCACAUAUUAUAUACAUAUAAUUUAGAUAGUACGUACCUCAGUGUUUACUCAUAAUCGUAUUUAGAAAAUGUCCAAAGAUCUUCACAAAUUGUUAACUCUAAUAUUUUCGCAAGAAAGUAAGUUUUAAACAACCACUGCGAAUAUUUCUUGGCUUCUUCUAACUUUAAUUUAUAAAAGUUUUGUCAUUCUCUGAAACGAGUCUGUAACCCCCCACCCCUCCCCAUUAAAAUGAUGGACUCGACUUUUUUGAUCUUCUUGAAGGGUACAAUUAGAUAACUCAUCUGCGAUGUCAAAGAUGACAAGCCAAUCAUUUCUUAAUGGUCACUUAAUUUUGUACCAUAACCCUGAGUUACAGUUCAUUGAACCUUGUCUUUUUAGGAUUUAUAAAAGUUGCUUUAAUUUUUUGUUUUCUUCUUCAAUGCAUUGUAUAGCUUGAUUUUUUAUUCUAUAUUAUAGCUUGAUUUUUUAUUCUAUAUUCCCCCUAUAAUGUUUUUAUUCACUCUGACUUGAAAACAAAUCAAAACCAAAGGAGAAAAAACAGAGAAGUUGAUAGAGAUUUAUAAUAGCUCGUUGAUUAAAAUUUUUGAGAUGAGUUCCCAAGAGCUGAAGAAGAAAGAAAAAGGAAAGGAAAUUGUCACUUCCGAAGAAAACCCUACCACUUCCGAAGUCUCCAUGUAUUUCAGUGAGCAGGGAAUAGCAGCUCUCCUAGAAGCUAACAAGAAAGAUAAUGCUGAGAAAGUUGGUACGCAACAAAAGAAGAGUUCAUCUUCAAAAAUCAAGCCUUGCAUUUUCUAUACUUCAGAUGAAAAGGCUAGACUGCGGUGGUCAAGCGACCUUCAUGCUUGCUUUGUCAAAGCCGUUGAAAAACUUGGUGGACCGGAUAAGGCAACACCAAAAGCUGUCAAAGAUACAAUGGAAGUUGAAGGAAUUGCACUUCACCAUGUUAAGAGUCAUCUUCAGAAGUUUAGACUUGGAAGAUGUAACAUACGGGAUGAAACAGAUCAAUAUCAUAAACGUUACAGAACUGGUCGACGCUUUUUCAAGGCACAUGCUGCAUCAAAUUCACCUCGCCCACAAGUAAACAUAAGACCUAAAGUUAUGGGAGAUGUGAAGCCAAAGAAAGCAAAAGAAGACCAUGGAUCACUUUACAUGCGUAUAGAGCACGAUCUAAAUUUACAAAGAUGUCGCGAGGCAGAAAGAAUGCAAAUGGCUUUUGAAAUAGAAAAUAACCGUAAAAUGUUGGAGGCGCAAUAUAUACAAGCAAGCAAGGCUCCAUCAAUAACCAGUCAACACAGUAACUAUAUUUCGACAACAACUCCUACAACUCAACGGCCAUCAUCACAAGUAUUAGAUCAGUGGUUAGCAGACCACUACUCCGGAAGACAGACCAGUGAUUCACAACAACCAACUACUAUGAUUCCACAAACUACCACUUGUCUGCCCAUGUGGGAGUUCCCUCAGGAGACAAAGAAUACAUUUUCAAUGUACGAUCCACAACAUGUGAACACCUCAACUCAAGAAAAGCGACAAUUUAACAAGAGUCUCAACUACAACAUGACUCAAGGUUUCAUCAAUCCGUAUGUGACUACUGAGCCCCAAUCCAUGCCUGGCUCAUCCACUGUCACCACUCAGCCAGAACUUCAGCUCAACGAUGAUUGUCUCAUUCACGACUUAUAUCGCAAUCCAAGUUUCCUACCAACCUCAGUACCACAAACAGUUGAUUCUCUUCAUCAGGUUAUUUCCAACAUUACAUCUCCAUUAUCGACGGCACCACAACCAAUACAAACAUAUGCUCCAAACCAUACUUAUAAUUAUCCUGAAUACAAUACUCUUGAAAGGGUUAAAGCCCAGCUCAGUGCAUUACAAUACUCAAGCACAAGCCGCAUUCAAGCAACGCCUUUUUGUGAAACCAACUUAUCGUCUUCUGUCACAAGGGAUGAUGAGGAAGAUCCAGUAGAUAUGUAUAUUGACUGGGGUAAAUAUGAAGAAGUGGAUAUUGAUGAACUUGAUCCAGUUGAAGCACUCUUGGCUUUAGGUUUUUGAGUAAGUCCUUAACCUUAAUAUUUCAAAACUCUCAGUACGUUCCUCCCCAAAACGUUAAAAAAAAAAAAAAAAACUCUCAAUACUGUUGUGCUUUAUACGUUGAUCAUAAUAAGCCUGUAUUAUAGAGUCAGAGAACUUGAUUUACCUUUAUCGGUUUAGUUUUCAUAAUAAAUACAAAUCUAAGUUUGAACUGUAACACGUAUUAUUUGUCUGCCUUCAUCAACACUAUGUUGCCGUCAUCAACCAAAUGUUUUUUCUUUGUCUUCCCUUGGAAAAUUUUCAUGUAUUCAUAAUAUUAAGUGGCGUAUCUCUUGUUGGACCGCGAAAGUUCUUAUUAAAAAUCACAAAAAAAAAUCAAAAAGCGUAUAAACGACAAUAUAAAAAAAAUUAGAAAAUUGUCAAGGAAAUAGAUGAAUUCACGGAAUUGAGUUUGAUUUCUUUUCUUAACUAAUAAAAACUCUCGUAAUGUAUAACGGUUAUGCGAUUUUUGAAUCCCAAAAUAUACUUAUGAUGAAACUGUUUCGCAACAUCUGAAACAGAAUCUACGAACUCUAAUCUAGGAUAUACUCCCGACACUUGCUCUAAGAUGAAGACUAAGACUUUUUCUGAAAGUUUCUAUUCGCGUUAAGUCAUAUGAUAUAAUGAAGAGGUUAGGCACAUAUCUAUAUGUGAAGAAUUUUUUAUCAACAAAAUAAGCUUAAAUUACAAAGAAAAAAGAAUAUUCGAAAAAUAAUCUUCAUUUUAGUGCAAGUUGACGGCAACAGAAAUAUACCGAUAAUUAUCUGGAGGUAUUCCAAAAUUGUCUUGAAACAGUCUAAAACGCUUACAAUUAUUAAAAUAUUUUAUACACAAUCUGUUAGGAUUUAUGUAAGAUAUUAUGUAAAAAUCUUAGUAAAAUUUUGCUUCAAAAGACAUUUUUUGUGGGCUAAAACCCAUAUUCACAAAGACCCAAGCCCGCCUGGCCUGGCGGCGACAGUGCGAACGUGUGUGUGGUUUAUAUAAUGAAUCAUUUCGCUCCUUCUUCAUAGUGUACCUACUAUCGAACCUUGUUAUGAAAUUUUCAUAUUUAUACUGCAAUAUUUUUUUUGUUGUAAGCAAUAUGAAAAUUUUUACUCUUACAUUUCAUUUAAGUGAAAUGCUUUUUAUGUAGAGCCCAAAGGACUUUUCCACAUUUCUCUUUACAUUUAAUCUAAUAAUUUACACAUCCCAAAGACUUAUAAAUUUGGGUCCCAACAAUCCACCAGAUGAAUAAUAAUUACUCAAAACAUAUGCAGACUCUACUUAAACAAUAAAUUAGACAAACAAAUUUUUCGAGAUCAUAAGCGAAAAUUAACUGCAUAUGAGGUAGUAGCAUAUUCCAGCCUUGAACCACUAAUUGUUAGUACUUGUCAGAUUUUUUUUUUUGGAGGUGGACAUGAUUGUCUUGAACCACCCGAAAUUUGUGUAAACUGAGAAAACAUAUAUAGCUAGCCCAUAUUUGUCUUCUCGUAGAGUUAAGUUUCUGUUAUGUUCAUUUGGGCUGUGAACUUUCUUGGUUCUUCAUGAGUGAACUGAGAUUAAAGUUUGAACGUUAACCUCC
This is a messenger RNA of Brassica napus (rape), 5094 nucleotides long. Its product is annotated as myb-related protein 2-like. The transcript is spliced from 7 exons. NCBI's taxonomy places the organism in Eukaryota, Viridiplantae, Streptophyta, Magnoliopsida, Brassicales, Brassicaceae. Bases 2061 to 3515 code for a protein of 484 amino acids. The record is from RefSeq and is a predicted model, not a curated record. Gene Ontology annotation, molecular function: DNA binding; DNA-binding transcription factor activity.